CUUUGCAAAAAGUGGGAAUUUUUGAUAAUUUUUCAUUAUAUUUGUGAUAAAAAUAAGGGUGAUAAGAGCGAAUUACCAUCAUUUGCAACACCCGCCGUCGUUCUCGCUAUGAAAGUAGGCCGAUAAAGUGGAAAACCGUGGAAAAUCGUGGAAAACGGAACUCACAAUCGACCCUAGAAAGUAGAGAGAUCCGGGAGACUCGGAAACCGUGCCGGAAGCAUUACGGCAAGAUCUCCUGCAACAAAGAUUGCAAAUAGCACAGAAAGCUAGCUGGACUCUAAGAAAGCAGAGGUCUACGCGAAGGCUCAGGAUGCUGGAUUGAAUAGCCGUACUGGAGGUCUUUCUGGCCUGCUAAAUCGACGGAAAAAGCCGGAAGCAACAGGAUGGAAUACACUCCGAAAGCGGUUGUGCUGGAGCUGCUUCAGCGAUACGCUCGUCAUCUUCCGGAUGAAGAAUUUUUCCGCGAAGGAAACCUGUACCUUAAACCGUUCGUGAAACUCGGCGUCCUUAGCCAAAUUCCGGCUGUUCCGGACGAUAACGAUAAAGAUUUUGAAAUCUGCUGUAAUGUCCCGGAUUGUGCGUUCUUUUGUCAAUCCGUGGUCGACUACGAGGCUCACUAUAACGCGCAGCACCGGUAUACGUGUGGGGAAUGCAAGAAAACGCUCCCAAACGCUCACCUGUUGGAUCUUCAUCUUUCCGAAACUCACGAUUCAUACUUUGCUGCACAGGUUCAGGCAGGUAAAGGGCCGAUGUACGCCUGUUUCUUGGAGGAAUGUAAAUACCGGAGUAAGGACGUCGUUGAGCGACGCGAUCACUGCAUACGGGAGCACAAGUUUCCCCACAAUUUCCGCUUCGAUAAGCAGUCCCUGGCACAUCGCCUUAUUUCCAAAUCCCCCGAGCUGGACACAAAAAUUGGCGAGGAGGAAACUACUAUUGUCGCAGAUGCUAUGAGUCCACCGCGGUGUAGGAAAAAUUUCGUCUUCGGUCACUCGCGGCAACGUACGUUCAAGGCCUGCAAACCCACCCAACCCAAAUGUGAUAUACUCGAGAGCAACCGGAUGGUGGUUGAUCUGCUGGAAAGCCUACCGAAAGAACAAUGAUCUGCCUUGAUACUUAUGAUUGAAUUUGUUUGUUAAAUUUGCAUUAAAUUAGCAUAAAUAGUUGAAAUAAAUAAGUUGAAUUCUAGGCGAACGUUCGCCAA
This is a messenger RNA of Anopheles darlingi, 1201 nucleotides long. Its product is annotated as protein lethal(2)k10201. Bases 384 to 1100 code for a protein of 238 amino acids. Lineage: Eukaryota; Metazoa; Arthropoda; Insecta; Diptera; Culicidae. The transcript has 4 exons. The record is from RefSeq and is a predicted model, not a curated record.